Molecule: messenger RNA, 5462 nt
Organism: Aphanomyces invadans
Lineage: Eukaryota; Oomycota; Saprolegniomycetes; Saprolegniales; Verrucalvaceae
Exons: 1
Coding region: 3864-4781 (305 amino acids)
Source: RefSeq, a predicted model, not a curated record
GUGGCCCGCAUCCCGCACACACUGAAAAACUGAUUCACGUGGUGGUGGUCAGACUCGACGAAAAACGAGCUAACGUUAUGCCGUUUCCGGCCUCGGCCAAGCCGCCUAUUUUGGGGCUGCAAUGCAGUUGUGGCGGUCGGCAAGGCUGGAACCGAGCGGUAGAGCUAUGCCGCAUCCAGUGGAAUUGCGAACUCGAGUGCGCGCGGCAGGGAUUCCGAGGGGGACAGCUCGCGACGGGGAAUCAAAAGGAGCUGCCACGUCUUGAUGUCGACGACGACCAGUGUGCCGCUGGCAGCUCGGUAGGACAGGAUUCCGUUCAUGACAGCGGACGCUCGAUCGAGGUAGUACACGCCGCGGUAUAUCCAAUGGGUUUGAUCAAAUUGGUACUGCGCCACGGAAUGCAAGAGGAGCGACGUGUGAAUGGGGCACUGGACUCGCCGCCGCGACAACACCAGCAAGUCGACAAAGAAGAAAACCACGCAGCAAAUGCACGCCAGCAUCAUGAGACCACCGAAUCGAGCGACACUGCCAAUCUCAAACACCCCACUGCGGCACGUCAACGCGAAGUCGACGGCGUCCGUGACGCAGUCGCGAUCGAUUCGCACAACAUGCUGGACAGGGGCCACCACACUCCACAGGCCAGCAACGACCCAAAUCGUCACGCUGGCUUUCCACGAAUACUGCGACGUGAGGUCGGUCGUUGCGACCGAAAAAAGGUCGUUCAAGAUGUACACGAUCCACCCCAUUUCGCCGCUUGACAGCAUCGUGGCUAUGGUGUCCGGCGCCACCGACACGAAUUGAGUGAACCCGCCAAAGUUGUCCAGGUGAAGUCUGGCCGUCGACAAGAUGCAAAUGGCCGUCAAGCCACGGAGGAGCAGCAACGCGCGGCCAAUCCAGACUUGUCCGGCCACUCGAUUGAACUGGAUCGUGUUGAGGCCCUCGAUGUACCCACGGUUGGCAACAAUCGUGAGGCAGACGACGACGGCGACCAUCAAUAGCACGAUCGUAAAGUACUGAAUCGCGCAUCGAAAGUAAAACGCCACGUUUUGCGGAAUCUCGUGCGCGUCCACUUCAUACAUCAUCGUGGGGGACAUUCCCGAGAGCACGUGCAUCGCUGCAGUGGCCCCGUCAAAGUAGACCACUUCGCGGUUCCCGAGGACCCACCCAAACAUGUACAUCCACGCAAAGAAUUCGAAUGUAGGCUCGUCGAAGACACCCACAGUCGACAGCACGAUCUCGCUCUUGCGCAGUGCAGAGCUCGUGUACUGAACCAUUUGCGGCGCGUAGAGCUGCUGAAUGGCGUCGUUUGUCCUGGCGGCCAAGUCAACCAGCGGCAAUCGCUGGUCAAGGGGGAUGGCCGAUGAAAAGAAUGCAAAGCCUUGCUGCAGCAUCUCGACACAAUUGGUGCGCGCGUACACUUCAUGAGCACACGUCCCCUCGAUAAAACCGGGAGGACGUGUCGAGUGGAUGAGCAGGGCUGCCAUGGACGUCAACUUGCUGCCUUGAGCCUGCUCGUCCGCGUUGGCUGCACACGACCCGUCCGACGCAAAGUACUCGGCCAACUGCAUGCCAAGGGAAGAGCUGAGACCGCACAUAAAGUUGCCGCCAAAGUGUUGUCGUCCUCGCCAUGCAAUCGUGUCGGGCGUAAAAAAUUUCAUCGUUCGGAUGGCGAGAAAGUCUUUCAAUGCAGUCGCGUUCUGACCAACCGAUGCCGUGAUGGUCUCGGUUAGACGGCGGUACAGAGCGCGUAAUUCGACAGGUGGCGCGAUUCGUUUGGUGGAGAUCGUUCCAAAUGGACCGAGCAAAGCGCGCGUCAUGGCCAGCCCUGGCUCCAACGGGAAUUGCAACGUGCCGCUUCGAAUGAAGAGCGUCUCGAUGCUCGACGUGUUACAAAAGGCAAAACUCGGGCUGGCACGCACGAGGCUCGACCCAUCGAGCCCGGACGAAUUGGACGCGACGGCCAAGAGCAGCUUUGCCAGAGGCCACGUCAUACGCCAAGACGACGGCACCACUGCCUCUUGAUACGUUGGUCGAAUCUUUCGGAUCGUGAACGGGUACGCCAGGCCAAACGCGUUUUGAAUGUCCAUCGUUUCAGUGAUCCCGAUCUGCUUGAAAUUUUGCCAAUGCGGAGCAAACUCUGUCACGUUAUGAAGCACCCACGUGGCCACUUCGUCGUGAAUCGGUAGAGACGGCCGCGACUGUAUGCUGUCCACCCAUGCCCGGCCGUCGGACGUUCGUUGGAGGUGGUCGAACACGCCCCGUGCCAACGCAGCGCCCCAGCACAAUUCCAUCGCUGGCCAGUGUGUAUUUCGCAAGAUGGUUUCCAAAUACACUGCGCCGUUGGCGUUGUCGAGUUGGCACUUGUUUUGCCGGUCCGACGACACGGCCAUUUCCCACGUUCGGUUGAGAUCGACGUAGCAGUACACGGUGGCGAUCCAGGGCAUAUCGCACGACCGCAUGGCCCGCAGGCCCGACGCAACAACGUGUAAGUUCGAGUACACCUCGGCUUGGAUCGUCGCUGGGUACAGCGGCGCCGUCGUGAGGGACGUUUGCAUUGUGUUGUACGCAUUUUCGACGUCGCCGUACUGGGGCCGGUCCACCUGCGUCGCGUCCAGUGUGUUUGAGAGCAGGAGCUGUUUGGUGCACCAGUUGGUCAGAAAUGUUUGGUGGCCCGUCGCGUUGAACGAUGCCCACCAUAAAUCGUUGGUCAUGGUCGAGUCCGUCACGACGAGGUAGCUGUAACUUGCAAUCACUGUCAUGACCAUGUACAGCGACCCAAGGCAAGACAGCCCAAAUUGUAGUCGACUUUCGUGGGCUUGGGAUGCGGCGGAACUUGGCGGCGCUGCGGGGGCGGCCACGGCCCCUUUUGCUGUCGCACUGCCGAGAGAGAACGGGCGCCAUACCUUGAUGUCAAACGCGUCGCGAUGCCAAUGCAACAUGCCGCACAGGACUCCCGCCACCGGGUCCAGCGCGCCGUCGCCGGCCACGUGGAGGUAGGACGUGGCUGCUGUCGGAAUCAAGACGUGAUGCCCUGGUCGGAGGAUAUUCGGCGUCGAGUCGAUCCACGUCCGAGUGACCCACGCCACAAACCAGACUGCGGCCGGAACCGCCGCCGACAACCACCAGAGUAGUGUAAAUCGAUCGGAGCUCCCAAUUUCGACAAUGCCGCUCGUACAUUGCACUUGGUGCCCAAGGUAGUCGAUAACGCACAUGGGAUGUAUUUUGGACGUAACGUGAAGCGCCAUGACUUGGUCAAGACAGAGAAAGACGACCCAGGACAGGCACGAACUGAACGGAAUGAACCAGCCGCCGCAACGGGUGACGGGGGUGCAAAAGUCUUGCAGGACGUACGUGAGCCACGUUCCUUCCCCGGCCAGCAAGCAUGACACAAGGAGCGGCCGCGACGACCUCUGCAGCGCCGAGAUGCCCCCGUCCUCGACAAACCGCACGUCGACAGUGCUCAGCACGAUCAUGGCUGUCAUGCCACGGACAAACAGCAUCGGACGUCCGAUCCAAACGGACCCGACGACGCGGUUGAACUGGAGCAAGUGCCGUCCGUGAAAGUGCAAUCGAUUCACGGACGCGUACACGAUCGCCAGGACCCCCACUCCCAUCAACGUGAACGUAAUGUACACGGAAAUGUACCAAAUGUACUUGCACGCGUGCGACGGCAUCUCCAUCGGAUUUGCCACGAUCGAAAACGUGUCAGGGUGCGGCUGCGACAGCAUCGUCACGUUUCCUUCGUCCCCUUCAAACUUGACCGCUUCGCGGUCCCCUUGCAACCAGUCGUACACGAAAACCCAUCCAAACACUGUCCAGGGGUCAUCGGGGGCCGUGGGUACCAUGGAUUGUGACAACACAACAUGCGACAUGUUGUCCGACGCGAAUUGGAUAAAUUUCAUGUCCAACGCCAUGGUGGCAUGCGCUGCGUCGAUCCGCGCCGCCGACGGCAGGUCGAAUUCGACUCGUAUGCGCCAUAUUUCUCGUACAAAGCCGAGGCAGUCGUCGAUCAUCUCGACGCUGCACAAGUUGCACGUUGCGGCAACAAAUGCAUCGGGGGGGCCAACAGGGCGUGCCAUGUGCAUGGCAAACACCACGGCUUCUGCCGUCAGUCGAAACGAAUGCGGGGUCGGAGUCGCACAGUCGUCGUAAUAGCCAAACGGGGGCUGGACGAACGGUUUCCCGCCGCCAAACGGACACACGGGGUUGCCGCCGUAGUACAGUCGAUUCGCUUGUCGCCACGAUGGAGGGACCGGGUCGACGGGGAUCGGCGGGGGCAGGCGACGCUCCCGAUAGAUCGCCACAAGGUGGUCUUGAAAUGUCGCGUGGAAGGACCGCAGCGCUACGGGGUGGGGCACCCAUUCAAUGUCGAUGGACAUGAACGGCCCGAUGCUCUGGCGCACGAGAUUUGCGCCGGGGUUGUUGGGCGGUUGAAACGUAUCCACGUCCCAGUCGAUGCCGAGGUUGACCACGCUGUUGUUCGCGUUCAAGAUCAAGCUCGCAUUCAACGCCUGGCACGUGUACAGGUCAUUCCAGAUGCCAACGUUGGCGGCAAGCGUUGUCCACCGGCCGAUGCUUCGGCCGUACUUGGACACCUUUUUGAUUUGCAUCGACUGUUCGUAUCCGAGGGCAUUUCGAAUCUGGAUCGUGUCGUCGAUGCCGUCUUGGAACAAGUUUUGGAGGGGGGUUUUCCACCGCUGGAGGCCGCGCGUUGUCCAAUACAAGACUUCGUCCGGAACAGGUUGCAUGUGAUGCUGUUCCAUGGCGUCGAUCCAGUGUAGUCCAGCCGGGGACAUCCGCACGGCCUCGAGGAUGGUAGCGUCGAGCUGCUGGCUUUGGGUCGCCGUGUACAUGGCAUGCGAGGGACAGUUGCGGAUCACGGCUUCCAGGUACACCGCAGCAUUGUCUCGCUUCGUGGCAUCGCAUCGGCGCUGCCGUUUGAACGUGUGCGCCAUGGCAAAGUCCCGAUUGAAGUCGAGCCAGCAGUACUGUGCGGCCAUCAAAAAGCUCGACUCGAAUGAACGCAGCCGAAGGGCCGUCACGGCGGCGUCCAGGGGAAUGUUGUCCAACAGGAUUUGGCGCCCGUACGACGCGCUCCAUUCAAUCCGAGUGUCGUCGGUGCGAUACGACUUGGUCGAGUACACCACGUCUUCGUGGAAGAGAUGGAACUCGCCCGUGCGGCCUUGGGUUAACUGGGCGUUGUACACGUCGCCCAAGAACGUCUGCACGCCCGUCGAGUUGAAGUCGGGCCACCAGUAGUCGUUGGCCAAACUCGGACGGACGUGGCCCAAGUACACCGCACUACUGACAAGCGAUCCGACCAAGUAAACGAUGCCGCCGACCGCCUCCCAUGCAUGCCGUGGCCGAGACGUCGCCACCGAUGGCGCUCGCUGUGGGAUGUCAUCCACCUUUGGUGCCACCUGUGCCAUGCUUUCGACGCGUGGUUUUGCAUGGGCGUGCGG